This is a messenger RNA of Agrilus planipennis (emerald ash borer), 1228 nucleotides long. RefSeq names its product protein l(2)37Cc. Gene Ontology annotation, biological process: mitochondrion organization. The record is from RefSeq and is a predicted model, not a curated record. The coding region runs from base 230 to 1060 and encodes 276 amino acids. The transcript has 4 exons. Gene Ontology annotation, cellular component: mitochondrion; membrane. Lineage: Eukaryota; Metazoa; Arthropoda; Insecta; Coleoptera; Buprestidae.
CGUUACUUUAUACACUUUCUGUGUAGGUACAUGGUACAUGUCUCACAUGUAUUGUAUAUGUUGAAAAUAUUACUUUAUUUAAAUAAGUUAAUAAUAAUUUUGUUGUAUUUGUGUAUUUUAUAGUAAUUGCAGUUUGUUAAAUAUUAUCUACUUCUUAGAAGAUCAUUUCCGAAUUAUUUAACCUCAAUCUUCCAACUCAAAAAAAGUCCUCGCUUUGUGUUAAUAAAUCAUGUCAGCAAUGCAAUUUUUUAAUCGACUGGGAUCUGUUGGCCUCGGCGUUGCUCUAGCUGGGGGUGUAGUUAAUUCAGCCCUUUACAAUGUUGAUGGGGGUCACAGGGCAGUUAUUUUUGAUAGAUUUACUGGAAUUAAGAAACAAAUUGUUGGAGAAGGAACGCAUUUCUUCAUUCCUUGGGUUCAAAGACCAAUUAUUUUUGAUAUACGUUCAAGACCUAGAAAUGUACCUGUAAUUACUGGAAGCAAAGAUCUUCAAAAUGUAAAUAUUACCUUACGUAUACUGUUCCGGCCAGUUCCUGAUGAGCUUCCCAAGAUCUACACUGUAUUAGGAAAUGAUUAUGAAGAAAGGGUUCUGCCCUCUAUUACAACAGAAGUUUUAAAGGCAGUAGUGGCCCAGUUUGAUGCAGGAGAACUUAUAACACAAAGAGAUUUAGUUUCUCAGAAAGUCAGUGAUGCAUUAACUGAUCGUGCUUCACAAUUUGGAGUGAUUUUAGAUGACAUUUCCAUAACACAUUUAACAUUUGGCAAGGAAUUCACUCAAGCAGUUGAAUUGAAACAAGUUGCUCAACAGGAGGCUGAAAAGGCUCGAUUUCUUGUAGAAAAAGCAGAACAAACGAAAAAAGCUACAGUUGUUUCGGCCGAAGGUGAUGCCCAAGCUGCUAUUUUACUUGCAAAAGCUUUUGGGGAUGCUGGAGAAGGUUUGGUUGAAUUGAGACGUAUUGAGGCUGCUGAGGACAUUGCAUACCAGCUUUCAAGAUCUAGACAAGUAGCUUACUUACCUACAGGACAAAAUUUGCUAUUGAAUGUUCCAACACCAGCUAAUUAAAAGAAAUUAGUGAUGUUAAUGAAUGUAAAUUGUAGGAAUCAAGAAUGAAUGUAUUGUUUACUAUUGAGUCAAGUUAACUCUAUGACUGAAAAAUUCAUGUUUUUUUUGUAAAGUAUGUAUAAAUUAAUAAAGCCAAGCAUUUUAUGAAAAUAAAUUGGUAUUCUUUAA